UCCCCCGGUGACGCCACAGCCUCGUUCCUCCACUCCCGCUCCGGUGAAGGAGCAGAGUUACAAGGCGGAACGCGGGGGACUGCGGAGCGCGGAUUGUAGGGGACCAACAGGCCGCUGCUUCUCCGGACCUGCAGUUCGAUCACCCAAAGCGAGGACCGCCAAGGGGUGGCGGGGCGGUAGCGGGGAGCUGGGCCGUGCUGGUUAAAGAACCUGAGUGGGGGCGGAGAGUUUCGCCGGAACCUGUGGCGAGGCGCUUGGAGGCGGGGGGACGCCUUUGCGGGUAGCAGAACGCGGAAGCGGCUUGGUGCGGAGCGGCUGAGGGCGCCCGGCUAAGCGCGGCGUCUCCGCGGAGCGCAGUGGGGCCGCCUCUCCCCCCAGCACCGCCGCCGCCAUGUCCUCCGAUUUCGAGAGCUACGAGCAGGACUUCGCGGUGCUGACGGCCGAGAUCACGGGCAAGAUCGGGAAGGUGCCUAAGCUGGUAGGAGAUGACAAGAAGCAGAUGGUUGCAAAUGUUGAGAAACAGCUCGAAGAAGCAAGGGAACUGCUUGAGCAGAUGGAACUUGAAGUUCGAGAGAUCCCACCUCAAAGCCGAGGAAUGUACAGCAGUCGAAUGAGAAGCUACAAACAAGAAAUGGGAAAACUUGAAGCCGAUUUCAAAAGGUCACGGAUCGCCUACAGUGAUGAGGUGCGGAAUGAGCUCCUAGGGGAUGACGGGAAUUCCUCAGAGAACCAGUUGAUAAAAUUACGUGAAGAGAGGGCACAUCUGCUCGAUAACACAGAGAGGCUGGAAAGGUCAUCUCGGAGACUAGAGGCUGGAUACCAAAUAGCAGUGGAAACCGAGCAGAUUGGACAGGAAAUGCUGGAAAACCUCAGCCAUGACAGAGAGAAGAUCCAGCGUGCUCGGGAAAGGCUUAGAGAAACAGAUGCAAACCUGGGGAAGAGUUCCAGGAUUUUGACGGGAAUGUUGCGAAGGUAAGGCCAAGGAUCAUCCAAAACCGGAUUUUGAUCGUUGUUCUGGCAGUCAUCAUCAUCUUCACCACCAUGAUGGCUAUUUAUUUUUCUGUCAGGGGACGCUGAUAUCUUUGUUCUUCACUAAACAGCAACAAACUGCUUGUUCUGAGUAAUUAAGACAAAGUGGUCACAUGAAUCAUUCUCUUGCACUGACAGAGUAUCCCUCUCUUUUCCACUAUUCAACUCAGGUGCAAGUGGUGUAAAAUAUUUUGUAUUAUUGAUGGCAUAGUUGAUGGCAUGUGGGGUUGAUUAUUUUUUUCUGAAAUUUUUUGUCUUUAUAUGAGUGUUUUCAGAAUCUUAAUAUUUGUUGAGGUGUGGGCUUGUUCCACUAUAAAAAGACUUAACGUGUGUCGAAUUCUACCCCAGACAAUUAGCCUGUGAGUUGCCAGAGUUUAGCGAGGGAAGAGGGGUCUUUGCACUUUUCUUGUGCUAUGCAGGGUGUAUGAAUAUCAAGCAGUAUCUGACCUUCUGUGAUAUAGAAUAUAAGUAAAGCAGAGACCAAAUGAUGUAGAAAGUGAACCUGUCUCCUGUGACUAACUCCCGAACAUGAAUUAGCCUAAUAGACAUAACCUGGUUAAGACCAGUAGUUAGUUUUAAAAAGAGAGCAACAUUAGGACGAUGUUUAAUAUCUGAUGUGAAUCCAACACUCUAUUUAACUUUUUUUUUUUAAAAAAGUUAGGCUUUCUUUUCUGCUUAUUCAAAACAAUUCCACUUUCAUCAAGAUCAUGAUAAUACAUCAUUUGCCCAAAAUGUAGUUGUGACCACAGCCCAUCUGUUGGAUCUGUUUUAAAUCUUCCAAUGUUCUUAUAUGUACUGAUAAGUAUACACACUAGACCCUUACUGAAGAUGUAUAAAGAUACUUAUCUAUUCAUUGCUGAUUGAAAAAAGACCCUAAGUAAUAGUUCAGUGACAAAUACGUGACUACAGUGCAUUAAACAAAAAAUCUGGAUUUUUAAUAUUGGCCUGACUAUGUUGAGACUGCAUGUUGGAAAUAUUUUUAGUGUAUUAAAUUCUGAUGUGAUGUUCCCCUUUUUAAACAGAAACUGUAAAAAAUGCUAAUUUAUACAUGCUUUGAACUGAUAUAAUAUAUCAUAGUUUCAUCUA
Messenger RNA from Grus americana (Whooping crane), 2115 nucleotides. It is a transcript of the gene VTI1A, whose product is annotated as vesicle transport through interaction with t-SNAREs 1A. Gene Ontology annotation, biological process: vesicle fusion with Golgi apparatus; macroautophagy; intracellular protein transport. The transcript has 9 exons. Bases 392 to 976 code for a protein of 194 amino acids. The record is from RefSeq and is a predicted model, not a curated record. Gene Ontology annotation, molecular function: SNAP receptor activity; SNARE binding. NCBI's taxonomy places the organism in Eukaryota, Metazoa, Chordata, Aves, Gruiformes, Gruidae. Gene Ontology annotation, cellular component: late endosome membrane; SNARE complex; endoplasmic reticulum membrane.